Molecule: messenger RNA, 2373 nt
Organism: Lachancea dasiensis
Lineage: Eukaryota; Fungi; Ascomycota; Saccharomycetes; Saccharomycetales; Saccharomycetaceae
Source: the annotation of a GenBank genome assembly
AUGCGUAUCAUUUGGUCUUUGACACUGACUCUAUGGAUCUCGCACCAGUGUUUUGGGUCAGGAUUCCAAAAAUCGUCGUUCAAUCGCCAUGAGCUGCACCACUGCCGUCAAGAAGCUCAGUCUCUUUUCUACCACGCAUACGAUAACUAUCUCAGAUUAGCCUACCCUGACGACGAACUGUAUCCGAUCAGAUGCCGUGGGCGCACCAGAAAUGUAGAAAAUGACGCCGAUUUGGAUAGGAACGACGUUAUGGGUAACUACUCGGCCACGUUGGUGGAUUCCUUAACCACACUGGCCAUAAUGGGCGAUAAAGAUCGCUUUAAGAAGGCGAUUGACUUGAUUCGCACCGAUCUCGAGCCGGAAUUCAAAAUCAAUGCCACGGUCCAGGUCUUCGAAACCACAAUCCGCAUAUUGGGUGGUCUUUUAUCCGCUCACUUAUACGCUACAGAUCCAGCGAAAAGGGUCUUCUUGGGGAGGGAAUAUGACGGCAUUUUACUACACAGGGCACACAGACUUGCCGACAGGCUGCUACCUGCCUACUUAACCAAGACUGGACUACCACUGCCUCGCAUUAAUUUAGCCACAGAGUACCGCAACGUUCCUCCGGGGUUUUUGCAAGAAAAUAAUGCCGCCGCUAUGGCUUCGCCCAUGUUGGAAUUUACGCUUCUUUCGUAUUUGACGCAUGAUGAUAAGUAUAGGCAAGUUACAAAGUAUGCUUUCGAUAAAAUCUGGUCGUUGAGAAGCGAAAUUGAUCUUGUGCCCAUGUCAUUCAGCCCCCAUACCGAAAUGGCGAAUAAUUUUUACACGGGGAUAGGAGCAUCGAUCGAUUCAUUUUACGAAUACGCCCUGAAGGGCGCCAUUUUGUUUCAAGAUGAUGAACUGUGGAACGUUUGGGAACUUUCUUACAAUGCUUUGCGAAAACAUUCUAGAGGCGAUUGGUUCUUCUCCAACGUCGAACUCAUGAGUGGUCACGAAAUUCUACCCUGGAUUGAUUCACUCAGUGCUUUUUUUCCCGGAUUGCAAGUUUUGGCUGGUGACGUUCCUGACGCACAGAAGAAGCACUUGAUGUUCUUAAAGUUAUGGAAUACGUAUGGUGGGAUUCCCGAAAGAUGGGAAUUUGACCCCCGGGAAUUUGAAAACAACGAGCAGGAAUUAAAUGCAAGCUAUGUACCUUUACCAUGGUACCCACUACGACCGGAAUUUGUCGAGACAACUUAUUUUCUGUAUCGUGCAACGAGGGACGCUUUUUACUUACAGGUUGCUCGAUCGAUUUUGCAGGACUUGAAAAACUAUUUUAUGACGGACUGCGGCUUUGCAGGUCUUCAGGAUGUUAUGACGGGCCAGUUCCAAGAUCGAAUGGAAACUUUUGUACUCAGCGAGACGCUGAAGUAUUUGUAUCUCACUUUUGAUGUCGAUAACGAAUUACACAAGGACGGUAGCAAUGUCAUUUUCAGCACCGAAGCGCAUCCGCUUUGGCUGAAGGCUGCUGAUUUCAAAAGGUAUAAGUCCUCCUCUUUUUUCGAGGAUACUCGCUAUCGUGAUCAUUUACUCCGGGUUCAGCAAAGAGAUGCCAGUUUGAAGUCUUCUAACAUUAACCGAUUUUUCCAUGACAUAUCAAAUUUAUUGCUUUACAGAGCCAGGUACCCAGACCGUAACUCGACCUUAAAUCGCAAAGGUAUAUCCACAGGUACUUGUCCGAUCAUGCGCUCUGCUAAUGACUCGUUCCAAUUUUUGCAUUCAGAUGUGAUUCGCCACUGCGAACGCCUUUUUGAGAUUGAUUAUAGGUAUGCAAGCAAUUUGCGGAAGCCAUCGAAGCUCAUUGAUAGAGUACCAAUAGAGUUGGAAUCUUCUUUUUACCACAUAUGGGGCUCUCAAACAAGUCCCCUACCUAAGUGUCAGUUACCACCAACAACAGACUCGUUCGACGUUAUAUUCCGGGUUGGAUGGUCCAACUCAAAAACACCACCAAACUCCCAACUAUCGGGGGUUUAUGGCCCCAUUAAAGAUUCUAUCACAAUUGAAUCGUUGAUCGGUGUUAGGCUGCAGGUGGAAGCCCUUAUUCCUGGUGCUAUCGACUUACACGGAGAAGUCGUGGAUGCGGACUACCUGGCUUACCUUUGGGAGCUCAACUCUCCUGCGGCACUCGGGUUUCCGAAUCCAGGUCAGGAUUUCAAAAAUUCCGCUUCUAAUGACCCGCGCAGACCGAUAUACCGUGUGUCCAUCUUAAAUGGCAUUCAGUUAGCACACAAUGCCACCGUUUGGAUCAAUUCAACUCUGGACACCUCACCGUCAGCCUUAGGUAUGAACCAUAAUGGAAUGCUAAUGCUAGACAAAGUACCUGUGGUAAACGCAUUGUUCAAGAGUAUGUUUUAG